This is a messenger RNA of Acanthochromis polyacanthus (spiny chromis), 3239 nucleotides long. RefSeq names its product glucosidase, beta, acid 3 (gene gba3). The record is from RefSeq and is a predicted model, not a curated record. Gene Ontology annotation, biological process: carbohydrate metabolic process. Gene Ontology annotation, molecular function: hydrolase activity, hydrolyzing O-glycosyl compounds. NCBI's taxonomy places the organism in Eukaryota, Metazoa, Chordata, Actinopteri, Pomacentridae.
AUGGCUGGGGCUCCUCGGGAUUUUGCUUGGGGAGCGGGAACUGCUGCGUAUCAAAUAGAAGGUGGCUGGCAGGCAGACGGCAAGGGACCGAGUAUCUGGGACACAUUUUGUCACGAGAACGGCAGAGUGUUUGGGGAACAGAAUGGAGAUGUGGCCUGUAACAGCUAUGAGCUGUGGGAGAAAGACCUGGAGUGCAUCCAGCAGCUUGGACUGACGCACUACCGCCUGUCACUCUCCUGGGCCCGCCUCCUGCCUGAUGGGACCACACGGCAUGUCAAUCAGACAGGUGUACAGUACUACAACAAAGUGAUAGAUGAUUUGCUCGCCUGUGAUGUAUCACCCAUGGUCACCCUUUACCACUUCGACCUGCCUCAAACUCUCCAGGAUCAGGGCGGCUGGAAGUCACCUGGUAUAGCAACCCUCUUUGACAGCUACGCUAAGUUUUGUUUCCAGACAUUUGGAGACAGAGUUAAACUUUGGAUCACAAUCAAUGAGCCACAUGUAUGCGCCAAACUGGGCCAUGAAGACGGCAUCCAUGCCCCAGGCUUGAAAGAAAAAGGCACUGCUGCCUACUUAGCGGGGCAUAACAUGCUUCGUGCCCACGCCAUGGCCUGGCACAGCUACAACUCUGUAUACAGGCCACAGCAGAAGGGUGCAGUGUCUUUAGCCCUCAACAGCGACUGGUUUGAACCAUCAGACCGACAUUGCAGUGAGGAUGUAGCUGCUGCUGAACGUGACCUUGCAUUUACUCUGGGGUGGUUUGCCUGGCCUGUGUUUGUUACCGGAGACUAUCCAGAAAUAAUGAGAACUGCUAUAGACGCUCAAAGCGAGAAGCUGAGAUACGGUGCCUCGAGGCUGCCCAGCUUCUCAAGCGAUGACCCUGCCAUUCUAGGAACAGCUGACUUCUUUGCUUUGAACUACUACACAUCCCGCAAAGUCAAACCGGGAGGAGGCUGCGGAGAAACAUUGUGUAUAAAGAGCGACCGAGAUGCAGAGGAGGUUUUGGAUUCGUCCUGGCCCAUUUGUGGAGUGUCCUGGCUGGCUGUAGUGCCAUACGGUUUAAGGAAACUACUCAAGUACAUUAAGGACACUUUCAACAACCCAGAAGUCUACAUCACAGAGAACGGCUUCUCUCAGGUGGGGCAGCUGCAAAUUGAGGAUGUCCAACGCUAGUUUUACAAGGACACCAUCAUGGAGGUGGCUAAAGCAAUCCAUCAAGACGGGGUCAACGUCCGUGGAUAUUUUGCGUGGUCGCUGAUGGACAACUUUGAAUGGGCCGAUGGAUUCAGCGUUCGGUUUGGAUUGUUCCACGUGGACUUCGUUGAUGCAAAGUUGCGUCGAACCAUAUAUCGGUCUGGACGAGAAUAUGCAAAGAUCAUAGCAAAAUACAAAUCUGGGCAGCCUAGAUGAGAGCAGCCUCAGGUAUUACUAUGUGGAUUCCUACAGAUGUACAAUUACUGAUGGCAAAAGACAAGAAACUUUUGCUGUCUCAUGUUGAAAAUAACCAUUUCAAAUAUUGUUGUUGCUUUGUUGGGCUCACAAAUUACACAUUGCAGGAACCCAGUUACUUAAACACCUAACAUUAUAAUUCAAAGCACCACUAUUGUUUUGAAAUUACUUUUUAGUUCAGAACAUCACCAGACAACAGUCCAACAAGUCGCUUGCCUUUAAAGUAAAUCUGACUUCAGCAGGCAAUGAGCAAAGAGUUGAUUCAGUGGAAUGCAAAUUAGUAUUCUGUCCUGCCCAAUUGUCAGACGGGCGCACAAGGACAUUUAUGAGGGGCCAAGGCAGCUGUUAGCAUCUCAGACCGAGCUGCUAUGUACACCAGCAAUCACAUCACCAUGAAUAACAGCAGUGCAUAACAUGCUUUAUGUGCAGAUAUGAAAGCUGACUUGUUGUGGCAGUUUCUCUGCAUCUCCAGGAUCUUAUCUUCCCAUUAAAUCUACCAAUAGGAGCUUCAACAGCAAUUGUUAUAGGUUCGACUUUGCUAAAUUUCUGUAUACUUUUAAUACGGCAUACGCCUGAUUUGCAUGCCAACAGAACAUCAUGCACAACUUCGACAUCCUUCAACUGAUUGUAAGAUUGUGUACAUAGCAUAUUCAGAUUUAGUCUUUGGUUUAUUUUUGAAUUGUUCCGCAUUAUGCAUCACUUAGACUGAUGAAACAGCAAUGUUCCUGUGUCUGAAAAGGGCUAAAGGAACAUGAAUACAAAAAGCCUUCUCAAAUGACCAGUAGCUCAAGGCAGAUCUUUUUCUACUGGGAGUAAAGCCUCUGAUUGGGUGGUAGCAUGACCUCUUUGAUAACAUUAAGUAAAUACUGUAGCUUGUCUUUUGUAGGGAAAAUAAGUCCCAAUUAAUCCAGCACAAUUGGAAAUCUUUUCCAGCCACUUCACCUAUCAAAGGGGAAGGACUCAACAUGCAAUAAACACAAUGUUCAACUUAGUUAUGAUGAUGCCGUCGGGAGAACGCUUCACUAGGCUCAAAAGGGAUGCCAGCUGAAAGCAACAGAUGUCCUGCCACAGGAAGCAAGCAUAAUGCCAUUUUGUGUUCCCUGGACAGCUGUGCAACUCCCUACUUUGAGGAAAAAAGAAGCAGCAAGGCAAGAAAAAAAAAAAACUCCCAGGGGCCCUGUUGAUUCUUUGUGCACACUGUGGUUAAGGCUAAGGAUUAUUUCAAUGGAGUCGUGAACAAUGCACUGUAUCGCUAAGGGCUUAGAGAGCUGUGUUGGAAUAUUAGGAUUUGGUAUUAGUGUGUGCAGGUGUGUCUGAUGGAACGGAGGAUAUUGUGGACAGUUUGUCAUGUUUUAGGUUCAGGUGAAAUGAAAUGCCAGUUCAGCUUCAGCAAACAGGAUGAGAAGCCAAAAUGAGAAAGAGCAGCUUUGAUAGCAUCUGUUUGUGGGACUACAGUGUCACCUUGUGGUGUAGAAGGAAAGCACAGCUGUGAAUCCAGCAGCUGCUGCACUCCACAAUAUGGUACCACAUGAUGUGCCGCUUUGAUUAAUAAAAUGCAUCUUGUUGGUGUAGCUAUAAACAAGGAAAGCAGCUUUCUAACCUCAAUACAUCAUAUAUUUAACACAAUUAAUAUUUAUGCUCCGAUGUGAAGGAAAAUGUCAUUUAUAUUCUGUGUUGGGAGACUUUGUUUGCAUUAAUAAGCAUGGUGUAUCGUGGCUUCCAGUUGGAUGUGCUUACUGUUUUCAACAGAUGUGAAUAAUACCCUUGUGGCCCUCCUCCAUCUAUGUCAA